AUGGACAAGAAGACGGCUCUCGCGCAGCUGCGCCAGUCGAAGUUUGUCUAUGAGCGCGGCCUUGAGCGACAGGAGGCGGAGCGACGAACAAAGCUGCAUCGAUUUCUUGAUCAGCACAAGCACGCCAGUCAAUGGGCAACGUCUCUUGCAGCUCUUGAGGAUGCAGUGCGGCACGGUGUGAUGCCGAACGACGCGGCCCUUUGCCGCGCCAUGUUCCAGUGCGGUCAGCGUGGGCAGCUCCAGGCUGCAAAGCGAGUGUACGUCGAUCUCUACCGUCAGAUCGGUCGUCCGCGCCCCCUUACUGCUCAUGUGGCCUUCAUGGCUGCUUGUGCAGACGCCGGUGACUUUGCUGAGGCACACCGGCAAUUUCGCGUGCUGCGUGACCGAGAUGUCGUACAACACGCCAAGAAUGUGUCGCACUGCCCAGUGGUGAACGACGACCUCACAACCGAGUACUUGCGAGCCGCGCUGUGCGCCUCCCUCGGGCGGCGGCCUGCGAGUGGGGAAGAGGGAGCCGCUGCAGCCGCCGGCGCAGCGCCAAUACCCGUCACCCGGAGUCAAAACAGCUCAACGCCUGAGUCUGCCCAGAGUAGCCUCUCCUCCAAGACGGUGAGGGAGGAGGCAACACCCCAGGCCGCGCAUUGGAGCCAGCAUCGUCCCCGAGGGGGCGGCUACGGCGGCAAAUCUCGUGCAGAUGCCACUACGCAGAACGCUGACGGCACGUCCGCCUCCUCUCCAUGGCAGGUCGCGUUAGAGGAGUUUGUCGCCUUGCGCAAGGAUGCAGGUAUGUUUCGCAAGAGCAACGAGCUGACACCGUUACUGCUGGAGACGGCAACCCAACUCGCCUGCUUAGGCAGACAAUGGCAUCUGUGCCUUUCGAUUCUCCGGGGUGCGGAGGCUGAGCAGGCGCUCAUCCCGCCCGAAGCGUACGAUGCAGCCAUUCGUGCCUGCUACCAAGCGCGGAAGCCCACACAGGUGGUGUGGCUCAUGGAGCAGCUCAUAGCGACGCGCGUGCCUCCCGAUGAGCGGAGCGUGCGACUGGCGCUGUCGGCGUCAGAAGAGGUCUCAGCUCAGGAACGUGCCCGACAGUCGCUUUCAUCAUCGGGAAUCGAUGCAGUUGGUGGGGGUGGUCGUGGGUGGUCGAUGGCGCUCACACUCUUUCAAGCCCUUGAGCGCAACGGCUUCCCACUAUAUCAGCAGAGCUACGAGGCACCGUUGCGUGCGUGUGUCAACGCUGGUCGGUGGAAAGAGGCCUUUCAGAUGCUGAACAUCAUGCGGCGUGACCACCGGCCUGUAUCAGCCCCCGUGUAUGCUCAGGCGCUAGCCUCUCGAAUCGAAGCUGCCACAACGUGGGUAGAAGUGCGUCGGCUGAUGCGCACCGCCAGCCUCGCAGAGGGGCACGCGAGUGUUGUGGUACUCUAUCUUGCCGCGCUGCGGGCCUGCAUGCGACUGCGCGACUGGACGCACUUUGCCGAGCUGAACCGUGAGAUGCGGGACCGCGACAUCCCCGAAACCUACGAUAAGAUGCGACUACUGAUCGAGGCAGCAUAUCUCCAAAAGCAGUACCACAGCGUGCUCAUGCGAUUUGCUCGGUUUGAGAACAUCACGCAGCAUGAGCGUCGCCGCGUCGUCGAAGACAAGCUUGUGCGCCUCUACGAGGAGGACUUUGACCUGUCCCCGGCGCUGCUAGAGAUGGUGCUGGAGGCAUUCGAAAAGAUAAAAGGUCACGCAGAUCCUAUGGUCGAGGCCGCCUACCAAGCUGCGCUUCGGCGCAUGGAACGGGAGAGAGGCGGGCAGAGCCUCGUCGGUGCUCACACCGCACCGGAAGCGUGGAUGUACUCACAGAGAGCCCGUGAGGCACGUACUUCACCCGAGUUUCAUUAA
Leishmania braziliensis MHOM/BR/75/M2904 is the source of this 1884-nucleotide messenger RNA. RefSeq lists its product as hypothetical. The transcript has a single exon. Bases 1 to 1884 code for a protein of 627 amino acids. The record is from RefSeq and is a predicted model, not a curated record. NCBI's taxonomy places the organism in Eukaryota, Euglenozoa, Kinetoplastea, Trypanosomatida, Trypanosomatidae. Gene Ontology annotation, molecular function: protein binding.